Molecule: messenger RNA, 1164 nt
Organism: Xiphias gladius (swordfish)
Lineage: Eukaryota; Metazoa; Chordata; Actinopteri; Istiophoriformes; Xiphiidae
Gene: mid1ip1l
Product: MID1 interacting protein 1, like
Exons: 2
Coding region: 225-716 (163 amino acids)
Biological process (GO): regulation of lipid biosynthetic process
Cellular component (GO): cytosol
Source: RefSeq, a predicted model, not a curated record
GGGUCAGCUGGCAGUCAGUUGGGGAAAUUUUCAUGUUCCUUCCCGGCGGGCGGUGUGCUGAUCCUGAGACGACUUGGUUUAUCUAACCAGCACGCCAAGAAAGCUUUUCCUCAGGUUACUUCGUGGUUCAGAUCAGCCACCUCCUGAAACAUCAAGCAGCGCUGCCUUAACAGCCCCACCUGCCAGCUCUUCACUGUAACCAAGCCAACCUAAAGCCUUGAAAAAUGAUGCAGAUCAGCAGCGACUCCGCCAGCAACAAGCACUCCCUCAUCAACGUCAUGCACCGCUUCAUAGCCGCCGCCAACAACAUGGACGAGACCAUCAUGGUGCCCAGCCUGCUGCGCGACGUGCCGCUGGAGGAGCAGGCGGCCAGCGAGGUGGAGGCAAACAAUAACAAUGAGCCGCCGUGUCCCAACAAGCAGAGGGACAUGUACGAGCACUACCUGCUCCUCAAGUCCAUAAAGAACGACAUGGAGUGGGGCCUGAUCAAGAGGGAGAUGAGCAGCGGCGCCAGCUUCCUGGAGAUGGCGGUGAAGCAGGAGGAGCAGCAGCCGGUCACCGGGGACCUGCUCCCGGACGACAACUCGGACCUGGAGCAUCAGUUUCACUAUCACCUCAGAGGACUGUUCGGAGUUCUGUCCAAGCUCACAUUGCAAGCAGACCACCUCACCAACAGAUACAAGAGAGAAAUCGGAGGAGGAAACUUCAUGAGAUAGAAAUCCCUGAUGUUGGCUUUUUUUUUUUUUUUUUUUCUCUCUCUCUCCCCCCACCCCUGACUGCUUGACUUGCAACAAUGGGAUGUGUUGAAGGGCCCCAUCUCUUCAUCAUAGAUCUCAAUGGACAGUGAACUGACCAGGGCAACCACUAUGUGACUUCUCACUCCUGUGUAGCGACACUCCAACUUCCCUCUUCUCCCCCCCCAGACCAAACGUACCUGAAGCCAGUGACGCCCGCAGCACACGUCUACCUGCGCCUGCCUGUCAGCGCAGCGGCCGACACGUCGUGCUCGGUGGAGGUUAAUCGAAUCUGUACCCCAAGUCCAAAUGAAGCACAGCUCUGGUUUAUGCAGAAACUCGCCCUCCCCCUUGUCUUUCGUUUCAAAUUUGAACACUUGUCACCAGAUCGAUGUGUCUGAUUGUGAAUAAAAAGUUUGCCUGUAGGAGA